This is a messenger RNA of Dunckerocampus dactyliophorus (ringed pipefish), 1481 nucleotides long. It is a transcript of the gene znf706, whose product is annotated as zinc finger protein 706. The transcript has 3 exons. The record is from RefSeq and is a predicted model, not a curated record. The coding region runs from base 775 to 1008 and encodes 77 amino acids. Lineage: Eukaryota; Metazoa; Chordata; Actinopteri; Syngnathiformes; Syngnathidae.
UAUUUUAGGUAUAAUUUGACUUGGUGUCAUAUAAGGAUGUGCAAUAACCCUACUGCCCCAUUUGUGACAACUAUUACAUUAUGUUUUAGGACGUUUUAAAAUAUCUUAACACUAGCACUUGUGUGCUCUCCUGUCGUUGUCCCUCAAAGCCACAAAGCUGCUAAACUUUGGUGUUUUACAACUAGCAAUAAAGGUGUCCAUUUGUUGACAGGCACUUCCAAGCAAUAGUCUGACCUCUAGCGAUGGUUGGUGGGAACUACACUGGUAUUAUAACAAUUAUGAUAACCAUCACCAUUGUUUCGACAAGAAGCAUGGAUAAAAAUGUUUGUGAACGCCUUCGAAAAUGCAACACAAAACAAUUUUAUUUUGCUGAUUUAUAAGGACUAACCUGAGGGGAAAUGUACUGAGCACAUUCUGUCGCUUGGGGGCAACGUUGCCGAUUUAAUUGUAUUCAAAUGGUGACUUCGAAGUUGCUCGUAAAUUUCUCAAAACGUCAAAAAAAAGUAGAGGUCAGAUACGUAACUGUUAAAACAAAAGCAUUGACAUUUUAAAAAAUGGAUUGAAAAGAAUGCCGAAGCCGCUCAGGAAGAAAUACUUGCUUUCACUUUAAAAUAUACUAAAAUGCAGACGUUCUUCCGUUUACGACAGCCUUUAAACCUAACAGUGACGUCACCCUGUCAUUGAGAAUUUAGCAGCUGUCACGUUGUUUGGACUUCGUGGGACCGACACCUUUUUUUUUUUUAAUUCUCGUUACGUUUACGAGACUCGACCAGAAUGGCCCGUGGACACCAGAAGAUCCAGUCGCAGCAGAAGAACGCCAAGAAGCAGGCCGAGAUUAAGAAGAAGGCCAAGGGUCACGACCAGAAGACGGCGGCCAAGGCGGCGCUCGUCUUCACCUGCGCCGUGUGCAAGUCCCAGAUGCCUGACCCUAAAACCUUCAAGCAGCACUUCGAGAGCAAGCACCCGAAAUCCCCUCUUCCCCCUGAGCUGGAGGGAGUGGAAGCAUGAGACAGAACCCCCUCACAGCCUCCCUCCCUCCCUCCCUCCCUCCCUCUCAUGUGGAUGGCUCCCUCAAGGCCAGCUCUGCACUCAUCUUGGUCCGGUAGCAUUGAAGUGAUGUCGCCAACAUGAAGAAGUUGUCUUUUUGGUUUGCUUCCGUUCAUUGAGUUUUGCCACUUUGUGUGCGUGUGAGUGUGUGUAAUUGAUCCCAAAGGCAGGGGUGUGUGUGUGUGUGUGUGUGUGUGUGCUCGUGUGCUCGUGCGCUCGUGCUCCAUGAACAAUCCCAGCGAUGAAUGAAGCGUUCCUCCUCCACUGCUCUGAUGUGUUGUGCACAUUUAAUAGUGAUGAUUAUGAUGAUGAUGAUGUAAUUCUGAGCCAUCCGUGUGUGUGUGUGUGUGUGUGUGUGUGUGUGUGUGUGUGUGUGUGUGUGUGUGUCGAUUGUGUGAUUUCAACUUUUUUUUUUUUUUUUUUUUUUUUUUCUU